Molecule: messenger RNA, 2008 nt
Organism: Carassius gibelio (silver crucian carp)
Lineage: Eukaryota; Metazoa; Chordata; Actinopteri; Cypriniformes; Cyprinidae
Product: protein tyrosine phosphatase type IVA 2
Exons: 7
Coding region: 438-962 (174 amino acids)
Biological process (GO): protein dephosphorylation
Cellular component (GO): nucleus
Molecular function (GO): protein tyrosine phosphatase activity
Source: RefSeq, a predicted model, not a curated record
GCUCGUGCGCAAAGGUGACGCAGUCGCUGCUUGACUCCUCCCACUCCGUUUCAUCUCAAUUCAGUUUUUACUGAGAGAAAGAAAACACGACUUCACCCUCACAGCGGUUCUACGUGCACUUUCUCCGGGGUUUGCCAAGGGAUUUCAAUGGUUGGCCUGUUCUUUCAUUUCUGUGUUGAUUCGGAUCACACAUAUAUGGCGUUUGUGACCGUCUGUGGAGAGUUCUGCCAGGCUCAGCACCUCACCUUUGUGGACAAGUGAAUUGCUAGCCACCCGCGGGACUACGCUACCCAGAAGCCUCCCUGACAGCCAGCGCACUGGGCCCAGUCUGUCUCUUCUAUACCCUUUUGGGAUCCCGUGUAGUCCUCAAACACGCCAGCCUGACUUCCUGCCUACAGCUUUCUCUCCCUAUAGCCAAUUAGAAACUCUUCUCCUGAAUGGGACGUCUUGCCAACAUGAACCGCCCUGCCGCUGUUGAGAUUUCCUAUGACUGCAUGAGAUUCCUCAUCACACACAACCCCACCAACUCCACUCUCAACAAGUUCACUGAGGAGCUGAAGAAGUUUGAGGUGAACACAUUGGUGAGAGUAUGUGAAGCCACCUAUGACAAGGCACCAGUGGAGAAGGAGGGCAUCCAGGUCCUGGACUGGCCCUUUGAUGAUGGAGCUCCGCCCCCAACCCAGAUUGUAGAUGAUUGGUUGAACCUGCUGAAGACUAAGUUCAGAGAGGAGCCAGGAUGCUGCAUUGCUGUUCACUGUGUUGCGGGGUUGGGCCGAGCACCUGUACUGGUGGCUUUAGCCUUAAUUGAGUGUGGAAUGAAGUAUGAAGAUGCGGUGCAGUUUAUAAGACAGAAGAGACGUGGAGCUUUCAACUCCAAGCAGCUUCUUUACCUUGAAAAAUACAGACCCAAGAUGCGUCUGCGGUUCAAGGAUGCCAACGGUCACAACUGCUGUGUCCAGUAGUGCGUCUUUCUGUCAGUCAUACAAAACAACAGUGGGAAGUUCAAGAGCUGUGGGUUAUAAUUGUGGUGAUUUUAUCAAAUGAAUCAUGGCUAAUCGAUCACAGAGAUGUAAUGAAUGAAGGCUGAUCUAUGGAUUCUUCAGCAGUAUCAAAGAGAAGGGGUCAAAGCACACAGAUGAGCCCACAACCUGGUUGGUUAACCAGCGUUAACGGUCACGGGCAAGAAUUUACACCGGUUCGCCUGAUUCCCCAAAUUUCUGAUAAUGUGAUGACUUUUUAUUUUGUGUUAUUUCCGAACGAGUCCUUUGAACCAUGAUGAAAAGAUUUACAUUUGUUAUCAUUGCUGAAUUUUAUUAAGACUUAUUGCUGGAUCUGUAACUUUUAUCCUUUUUUUUAUUAUUAUUAUUAUUUCCACACACAAUAGCCAAUUUUGUUACAGAGACAACUCUGAAGUAGGCAUAUAUUUUUGCACAAAAUUUUUUUUUUUUUUUUUUUUUUUUUUUGAAGUUCCUCUCCAAUGCAGCAAUCGCCCCCUUUGAAAUGACUUUUAGGUUCAAAACUAAACUUUAGGUUUAGUUUUAAGUUUUAAAUAUGUCAGCUGUAUUUAUUUACUAUAAUUAGUGUGUCUUGUCAGGAGUGUGGGUGGGGUUAGAACACUUUUCUUUCUUUCAUGGAGCCAUGUUAUUUUCUCUCGUUUUCUUUGGGGAGUGCAAUAUUCAGUCCAGCUUAGAAAAGCCCUCACCCUUAGGACCGUCCUACACCUAAAUUCAAAUACAGGAGGAUACAUGGCUUGUCUUUGGUACUCACUUUCUAUAGCUGCUCAGUAAAAAGCUUUACUGUUGGCCAGACUGUGACACCCACACAUAAUGUGUGCACUUUAUCUGUCACCCCACAGACACUGAAGGAAGUGAGAGGCAGGAGACUGGUCAGCUCUGGGUUUAUUUUAAUUUUUUUUUUUUUUUUUUUUUUGGUUUUUAAUCAUUGUGCCCAUUUUGAAAACACCCCCACUUCAUCUUGGUUUUAAGACAAAUAAAUGAAUUGAAUUUGA